Closterium sp. Yama58-4 is the source of this 1212-nucleotide messenger RNA. The record is from the annotation of a GenBank genome assembly. NCBI's taxonomy places the organism in Eukaryota, Viridiplantae, Streptophyta, Zygnematophyceae, Desmidiales, Closteriaceae.
AUGGAGCUGCAGAGUAGAUUGGUGGAGAAGCAGGGGGAGCUGAAGAGACUCAAGGCUGAAUAUGAAGCUCUGCAGAAGCGCCACGAGAAGGUGAAUGCGGACAAGGCAGCACUGGACGUGAAGCUGACAGAGUCGGGGGCGGAUUGGGGCAAGAAAGCAAUCACCAAGGAGGCACUCAGCAGGGCAACGGAGCUGCUGCACAGCUGCAAGCCGCAAACAGGACCUGUAAUUUCCAAGAAGGUUCCCAGCUGGAAGGGCUAUUCAUGUUCCGCUACAGAGCGCGAGCUGCAACGCUACAUGGACUUUGAGACGAGGGGCAUGUGCCCUGACGACUGGCUGUUUGUCCAAGAUUUGAUUUUCCGCAAGCAGUGCCACUCGCUGCCCAAGAGGCGCUGCCUUGCUCGCACGGCACACAAGAUAGUGGAGCCCCUAUCAAGACCCGCUGCUCUCUUCUCCCAAUCUGCCCUCCAAGACGCAUCAGUGCGGUGGAACAACCAUGCCUUCUCCUCCUUCGCCUCCCUCAACGCCCUCUCCCCCUCCGCCCUCGCCACCGCCACGGCCGGCACGGGGGACGCCUGCGGGCGGCAGGCGGGUGGCGGGGGUUGUUGGAACAUGAGCGCGGAGGCGAGGAGGUGGAUGGUCAAGGCCCCGAAGAACACAGCAGCGGGAGGGGCACUCACUGUGAAAGAAGUCAUUGCGAUCAAGAAGGGGGCUCUGAGGAUUGGGUUGGACUUCAACGGAGGGUCAGGAUCGUUCGCAGCGCACAUGGCGAGGCACAACGUGACCAUGAUGACGUCAGCAAUGAACCUCGAGGCCAACGUGGGGCGCAAGAAGGGGUUACCUUUUUUGGAAACCAUUGCCCUGAGGGGACUUGUUCCCCUGUGGCUGCCCUAUAAGGUCCGCCUGCCAUUCUAUGACAACACGUUGGACAUCCUACACGCCACCAACGCCAUCAAGUUCAUGCCUUCUCCGGCUGAGUUUGAAGAGGUUCUAUUCGAGUGGGACCGCGUGCUACGAGUCGGUGGAGUAAUGUGGUUUGAGGAAUUCACAGCCUCGGCAGCAGAAAUGCCCUCAUAUUUGUCAGUGCUGGACCUUCUAAAGUACCGCCACCUGCAUUGGAACCUCACCCCCCCCAAGGCCAUGAUUGGCAAGCCGGCCGGCACCGUCAUUCUGCACUGCCUGCUGGAGAAGCCCAUGCGCAAAGACUUGUAA